This is a messenger RNA of Penicillium antarcticum, 1755 nucleotides long. Its product is annotated as kleisin alpha. Gene Ontology annotation, cellular component: cohesin complex; synaptonemal complex. NCBI's taxonomy places the organism in Eukaryota, Fungi, Ascomycota, Eurotiomycetes, Eurotiales, Aspergillaceae. Bases 1 to 1755 code for a protein of 584 amino acids. Gene Ontology annotation, molecular function: chromatin binding; protein binding. Gene Ontology annotation, biological process: mitotic sister chromatid cohesion; replication-born double-strand break repair via sister chromatid exchange; synaptonemal complex assembly. The record is from RefSeq and is a predicted model, not a curated record. The transcript has 2 exons.
AUGUUCUAUUCCGAGACCCUUCUGUCGAAAACCGGGCCACUGGCUCGCGUUUGGUUGUCGGCGAAUAUCGAACGCAAACUCUCCAAGUCGCACAUCCUGCAGUCCGAUAUCGAGAGCAGUGUCAAUGCCAUUGUCGACCAGGGCCAGGCCCCCAUGGCCUUGCGAUUGAGUGGACAGUUGCUCUUGGGUGUUGUUCGCAUCUACAGCCGCAAAGCUCGCUACCUCCUUGAUGAUUGCAAUGAAGCUUUGAUGAAAAUUAAGAUGGCCUUCCGCCUCACGAACAACAAUGACCUGACUUCCACUGUUGUCGCGCCGGGUGGCAUCACCCUUCCUGAUGUGCUUACUGAAUCUGAUCUCUUCACCAACCUCGAUACGUCUCUGCUCUUCCCUCAAACCCUCGACCUGGAGCCCGCUGCCAAGCGCCCUGGCGCCAUGGAUUUUGGAGGUGACAACCUCCUCCCCGACAGCAGCUUCCGCCGAUCUGUCUCUCAGGAACCCGCACGCCUCGAAGACCCUUCCCUGGUUGACCUUGACUUUGGUGAGGAUGAAUUGCCUCUUGGAAACGACCCGACUAUGGAAGUUGGUCGAGACGCCCCGGCUCCUCGUCCUGUUGAGGAGGACCUGUUCAGCGACGCCGGCAAGUUCAAUGACGGCGCCGAUUUGGACCUCGACAUUGGAGAGGAUGAUGGCAUGGACAAGAUGGAUCUCGACGAUGGCCACGACAAUUUGAAUGACCUGAUCCCGGACGGUGGAAUGGAUCUUGCCGAUGAAAACGACUUUGGCGGCGAAACCCCUCGCGCCACCGAAAGCCGAUUUGAACGUGACUCGGAAAGCCCUCUUUCGGAUGCCGGUUCUGACCAGAUGAACCAGCUGGAGGAAGAGUUCAACCGUGAAGAGUCUGCCACUACUGAGGUCGUUACUAACGAGCACGCUCAUCGUGCUAAGCGCCAGAAGUUUAUGGAACUGGACAGCUCGGUUGCCAUUUCUAGUAAAGACAUCAGAGAGCAGCAGAAUGAUCGCUCUUCCAUCAUGAAGCCUGCCACUUUCUUGCCUCGUGACCCCGUUCUGCUCGCUCUUAUGACCCGCCAGCAAAACGGCAACUUCGUGUCCAGUGUGUUUGGUGAGGACCGCGGGCGUGGAUGGGCUCCUGAGCUGCGCGGAUUGCUGUCUUUGGACUCGGUCAAGAAAGCUGGUGAGCUGAAGCGCAAGCGUGACAGCGGCAUCUCUGACAUGGAGGCCGCUGGCGCUGAUGUUCCUGCCCUCGAACUUGGUGAGGAUGAAGCUAUUGUCCCCGUUGACGAGGGUAUUGCUCUCGACACCACUCUCAAUCAGCACUCCGAGAUUCAAUUCCCUGGUGAUGACCAGCAGGAGCUCCACUUGAGCGAGGAUGACAACAUGGACCAGCUCGAAGAGUUGGACGAUACCAUCGCCCACCCUAUUGACACCGAGCCUGUCUCCAUGGGCACCAAGCACGCUGUCCACAUCCUCCGUGAGAAGCUCGGCGAUGCUGAGUCCUCGCAGAACAAGAGCGUCAUGUUCCAGGACCUUCUACCUGAGCAGCGCUCCAGCAAGGCCGAUGCCACCAAGAUGUUCUUCGAGGUCUUAGUCCUGGCCACCAAGGAUGCUGUCAAGGUUGACCAGGGCUCCAAGUCUAUCGGUGGUCCCCUCGCCAUUCGUGGCAAGCAGAACCUCUGGGGAUCUUGGGCUGAGGAGAACGCCGCUGGUGCUAUGAGCCAACUGAGCCAGGCUCUGUAA